AUGAUAAGGCAGUCGAUACGUAGUGUGCAUAAUAUGCCCAAGGAAAUACCAUUCCAAGCUGUCCCUAGAGGUAAAUUCAACCCUAAAAGAUCGGCAUUCAAUUUCAAACCGAAACCAGUAGAAGGCUUAGUUCACAAUCCACCUGCUGCUAUACUAAAACCAUCCAUGCAAACACCAUACAUAUUCCUUCCACCAAAUGACCCCAGGCGAGAGCUUGCGAAACAAUAUCGACUUUCGGAAGAUGUUGUGGCUGAUAUGCCUGUAAUAAGAGCUUUCAAAGCACCACAUGAAAGAGAGUACACUGUGACGAAAGAGGUCGUUGAUCAGAUCAAGCAAUUGAGGAAGGAGGACCCAGAACGUUGGAACUUAAAAGAACUUAGUAAGAAGUUCGACAUUGAGUUGACAAAACUAGUGUAUUUUCUCAAAAGCGACUUGCAGAAAGUGAACAAGACACAGGAUGAGACAAAUGUACCCAAAUAUGUGUUAGAUAGAGAAAAGAGAAGACAAAUGUGGAUGAGGAAUAUAUAUUGA
Lodderomyces orthopsilosis Co 90-125 is the source of this 531-nucleotide messenger RNA. RefSeq names its product mitochondrial 54S ribosomal protein mL58. Gene Ontology annotation, molecular function: structural constituent of ribosome. Lineage: Eukaryota; Fungi; Ascomycota; Pichiomycetes; Serinales; Debaryomycetaceae. The transcript has a single exon. Gene Ontology annotation, cellular component: mitochondrial large ribosomal subunit. Bases 1 to 531 code for a protein of 176 amino acids. The record is from RefSeq and is a predicted model, not a curated record.